Molecule: messenger RNA, 236 nt
Organism: Funneliformis geosporum
Lineage: Eukaryota; Fungi; Glomeromycota; Glomeromycetes; Glomerales; Glomeraceae
Source: the annotation of a GenBank genome assembly
UUGCGAAAAAUGAUGAGGGAUUAACCGCAAUUCUUGAUGAUGCUCUAUCCAGUCAUCAAGAAAUUCCAUUUAUGGCCAUUGAUAAUGAAGGGUUAUCGGAAAAAAUAAAUGGAAAGCAUCGCUAUGUGGUGGUAACACUUUCUGGUAUUCCGGUAUUCUUUGACAUUCUUGUACCAGACAAGGAAUCUUCGGAUGAAUGUGAAAUAAAAGUAAAAGAUAUUCUCUCUAGUAGUAAG